Aplosporella prunicola CBS 121167 is the source of this 1420-nucleotide messenger RNA. RefSeq lists its product as uncharacterized. Gene Ontology annotation, molecular function: nucleotide binding; oxidoreductase activity. Gene Ontology annotation, cellular component: cytoplasm. The transcript has 2 exons. Bases 205 to 1266 code for a protein of 353 amino acids. NCBI's taxonomy places the organism in Eukaryota, Fungi, Ascomycota, Dothideomycetes, Botryosphaeriales, Aplosporellaceae. The record is from RefSeq and is a predicted model, not a curated record. Gene Ontology annotation, biological process: NADPH regeneration.
UCGAGCUUGCCAUUGAGUCCUCCUCUGCCCUUUCUCUCUCUCUCUCUCUCUUCCGGGUCUCUCUUGCGCUGCGAGAUCUGUUUUGGCCGUGUGGCUGUUUGAUACUAAGGUGCGUUGGCGUUGCUGUCGUCUACAACGCCUAUAGAAACGCCGCUUCUUCCACACACGCACACACACACGCACACGCACACGCACAAAGACAGCAUGGCCCCCCGCAAGCUCAAAAUCGCCAUCUCGGGCCUCGGCCGCAUGGGCGCGCGUCACGCCAUCAACUUCCACACGCGGACGCCGCGGUGCGACGUCGUUGCGGCCUUCACGCCGGACGCCAAGGAGGCGGCGUGGGCGGCGCAGAACCUCGAGGGCGUCACCGUCUACGACGACUACGACGCCAUGCUGCGGCACCAGGGGCUCGAGGCCGUCGUCGUCGCUACCGUCACUACUGCCCAUGCUGAGCAGGCUAUCAAGGCCAUUGAGGCGGGCAAGCACGUCAUGUGCGAGAAGCCCCUGAGCACGAGUAUCGAGGUGUCCCAAUCGGUCGUCGACGCCGCGGACAAGCGGCCCGACCUGAAGGUGCUGUGCGGCUUCUCGCGGCGCUUCGACGCCAGCUACCGCGACGCGUACGAGCGGAUGAAGACGGGGGGCAUUGGCAAGCCGUCGGUGUUCCGCAGCCAGACGUGCGACAAGCUGGACCCGUCGGGCUUCUUCGUCGAGUACGCGCGCUUCUCGGGCGGCAUCUUUGUCGACUGCAACAUCCACGACAUUGACCUGGCGCUGUGGUACUUUGGGCAGGACUGCAAGGUCAAGUCGAUAGUGGCCAUGGGCAUCACGGCCGUCGAGCCCGACCUGCGCAAGUACAACGAUGUGGACAACGGCGUCGGCGUCGUCGAGUUCUGGGACGGCCGCAUCGCCUACUUCUACUCGUCGCGCAUGAUGGCCGCCGGCCAGCACGACAUGAGCGAGAUCAUCGGCACGGCGGGCAAGAUCGUCGUCAACGCCAACCCGCAGUCGAACCUGGUCGAGCUGCACGAGCCCGCGGGCAUCCGCCGCGAGAUCCCCGGCCACUACUACGGCCGCUUCGAGCAGGCCUUCGUCACCGAGGCCAACGAGUUCGUCGCCGCCUGCCUCGACGACACCGAGCUCCCCUUCAAGGUCUCGGGCGCUGUCCAGGCCGUCAAGAUCGGCUGCGCGCUGCAGGAGAGCUUGAACUCGGGCAAGAAGAUCUUCUUCGACGAGUCGGGCCGCCGCAUUGAGAAGGCCAACUUGUAGGCGUGCCAGAGAUGCGCCACAGGUGGUUCAUGGUCCAUACCACAGACGAGCCUGCAAGCUGGCUCACAGGGCCCGCAUCCCAGCCAUAUACAUACGUUCCUCGUAGGAGUAGCGAAACACCCGUCCGCCAUUCGAGUAAAAAUGCCACGAGCUC